CAUUUCCCAUGGGCCGUAGCGCGGCAUCUUUCUGUCACAUGACUUGUAGUGACGUCACGUGUUUUUCGACAUGGCCGCCUCCGUCUCGAGUGAAGAUCUGAUCAACCUGCAGCUUCUGUUAAAGGCUCCGUCCAAAGACGCAGUGAGAGACGUGUGUGUCCAGAGUCACAGAGACCCGGGACGCCAGCUCCAUGAAACCACUGCAGCGACACUCAACAUCCCCACAGCCCAGGCCUCACAGCUCGUCCGCUCUCUCCACACUCUCUCUCAUCACGUCCUCUUCUACAACCUCAGCUCCCCAGAGCAGAUCCUCGCUCUCUUCCCCGAGUCGUUUCACCCCAGUCUGAAGAACCUGAUCACAAAGAUCCUGCUGGAGAACAGUCCAACAUGGAGGACGGAGGCUGCGGGUGAGCAGAUCUCUCUCCCUCAGCUGAAGGACCUGGACUGGCGGGUCCACAUGGUGACUGGUUCAGACUCACUCAGUCGAAUGUCGGUUCCGACCUGCCUGGUUCAGCUGAAGGUGGAGGAUCCGUGUCCAUCAGCAGGCAGUGAGUCGGUCUCUACAGUGACGGUGGAGCUCAGCAGGGAGUCUCUGGACACCAUACUGGACGGACUGGGACGCAUCAGAGACCAGCUGUCGGUGGUCGCUGCCAAAUAGACUCAAAGGACUGUUAUGAAUCAACGUGUCACUGACAGACUUUGUGGCAUUUCAGAUUAUCAUCUUCACGUUUGACCUUUGUUGUUUCCUCAGUUUUGUAAACUCGGUAAAUUCAUCAGUUUGCAGAUUUACAUAAAUGUUUGUUUUGAUUGAGAUAAAACUUGAUUCGUCUUC
Pleuronectes platessa (European plaice) is the source of this 832-nucleotide messenger RNA. RefSeq names its product COMM domain containing 9 (gene commd9). Lineage: Eukaryota; Metazoa; Chordata; Actinopteri; Pleuronectiformes; Pleuronectidae. Bases 71 to 658 code for a protein of 195 amino acids. The record is from RefSeq and is a predicted model, not a curated record. The transcript has 6 exons.